UUCAUCACCACCAUCCAUCACCACCACAACAGUAACCACAACCAUGUCCUCAAACGUCGGCCUCUCCACUCCCCGCGGCAGCGGCACAAGUGGAUACGUCCAGCGCAACCUCUCGCACCUAAGACCCCGCGACUACCCUCCUCCCUCCUCCUCCUCCGCCAUCGCCUCUAACACCCGUGAAUACCGCCAACGCCAACCAGACAAAGAAAUCCUCGAACACGAUCGCAAGCGUGGCGUCGAAGUCAAAUGCUUAGAAUUCCGGGAUAAGCUUGAGGACGAAGGGGUCGACGAGGACGAUAUUGACGAGCGGGUGGAGACGUACCGGAAGAAGUUGUUGGGGGAGUUGGAGAGGGAGGGGGAGGGCUGGGAUGUUCAUGAGAUCGCGGUGGCGAAGGCUGCCGAGAGUGAGAGAUUGCGCAAUGCGUUGGGAAUUUCGAAGGAUUAUCAGGAGGGGAGCCAUUGGAAGAAACAGGAGGACGAACGACAGAAGCGCUUGGGGGAUAGAGAGAAGGAGGUUGCGGCAAGUAGGAGGAGGAGCGCUUCUCCGGCUUAGGUCCCUUUCCUAUUUCUCUCUUUUUUUUUUGCGCUCCGUCUAGGAAUUGGAACGCCGUUGGAUAGGGCGGGGCUUGCUGCAACAUGAUGCAGUACUUUUUGCGCUGGCUUCGGGGUCACGGGUAUGGGGAAAUUGUCCUGUCUAUCUACUUGAGGCUGCGAGGGUGUAAUUCUAGUUUUUGCCAUUGGCAUUGUUGUACUGUCUUCUGGGACUGUGGUCCACCCUCUUUUUCAAUACCUCAUUACAGUACA
Molecule: messenger RNA, 804 nt
Organism: Tuber melanosporum (Perigord truffle)
Lineage: Eukaryota; Fungi; Ascomycota; Pezizomycetes; Pezizales; Tuberaceae
Exons: 4
Coding region: 44-553 (169 amino acids)
Source: RefSeq, a predicted model, not a curated record